Messenger RNA from Gracilinanus agilis (Agile Gracile Mouse Opossum), 346 nucleotides. The record is from the annotation of a RefSeq genome assembly. Lineage: Eukaryota; Metazoa; Chordata; Mammalia; Didelphimorphia; Didelphidae.
AUUAACCUUAUUAUUACCCUCUUUGUUAAUUCGCUUCUGGCUACAAUUGUAAUUGUAAUCGCCUUCUGACUACCUCAACUAUACCUGUAUUUAGAAAAAUCCAGCCCUUAUGAGUGUGGUUUUGACCCCUUAGGAUCAGCACGACUUCCUUUUUCCAUAAAAUUCUUCUUAGUGGCUAUUACAUUCCUACUAUUUGACCUAGAAAUUGCCCUCCUUCUCCCUCUGCCAUGAGCAAUUCAACUCCCUACCCCUUAUACCAUAUUAACUAUAUCCUACUGCUUAAUCCUAUUACUCACAGCAGGCCUAGCCUACGAAUGAAUUCAAAAGGGGUUAGAAUGAGCUGAAU